AAAACCCAACCCACAUUGAUUUCUCAGCCUCCAGCUAUUAAUACCCAUUGGGUCAAUUCCCCUGAAUCUUCCCUUUCUUCUGUUGUAUAUAACAGAUUUGGGUCUCUUGGGUUUGUUCUCGACCCAUUUUUUUAGAGAACCCAUGAAGUUUUUUUGGGUUAUUGGGUUGGUUUCUCUGAGUCUGGGGAGAUUUGUUCAUGGGUUUGAGCUUGAAGAGUGGAAUGUGACUGAGUCUGGUUAUGAGACUAAUGGGUUUGGGAGCAAACCUUUGCUUGUGGGUCUGACCCUCAUCCCCUAUGCUACUUCUAAAGGAGCUGUAUGUAUGGAUGGUAGCCCACCUGGUUACCACAUUCAUCAUGGAUUUGGGUCAGGAGCAAAUAAUUGGCUCGUUAAUUUAGAGGGAGGAGGCUGGUGCAAUAACCUAAGAACAUGUAUUUACCGAAAGAAAUCACGUCGUGGUUCAUCCUACUAUAUGGAGAAGGAGAUUCCAUUCACUGGAAUAAUGAGUGACAAACGUGAAGAGAAUCCUGACUUCUAUAAUUGGAACAGAGUCAAGGUUCGCUAUUGUGAUGGUGCGUCAUUCACUGGGGAAGGCUACAAUAGGCAAGUAGGUCUCUUUUUCCGUGGCCAACGUAUCUAUGAAGUUGCUAUGCAAGAUUUAAUGUCGAAGGGAAUGCGACAUGCUAAUCAGGCACUUCUUGCUGGGUGCUCUGCUGGAGGUAUAGCAUCUAUGCAACACUGUGACGAGUUUAGGGCAUUGUUCCCAAGAAGAACGAAAGUCAAGUGCCUCGCUGAUGCUGGGCUCUUUCUCGAUGCGGUUGAUGUAGCUGGUGGGAGGACAAUACGAUCUUUCUUUGAAGGUGUAGUAACUUUGCAGGGAUCAGCAAAGAACUUGCCAAGGACAUGCACUUCUCGGAUGGAUGGAACUUCGUGCUUCUUUCCACAGAAUGUGGUGCCAAAUAUUCAGACCCCAAUGUUUAUUCUGAAUACAGCAUACGAUGUAUGGCAGCUCCAGCAAAGCUUAGCUCCCAACAAAGCUGAUCCUCAUGGCUAUUGGAAGGACUGUAAAUCUAACUAUGCAAAGUGCAAUGCAGAUCAAAUCCGGUUUUUGCAACGAUUUCGAAAUCAGAUGCUUAAUGAUGUAAAAGGCUUCUCCAGAUCCAGGCAAAAUGGUUUAUUUAUUAAUUCAUGCUUUGCCCAUUGCCAAAUGGAGAGGCAGGACACAUGGUAUGCAAAUAAUGGUCCCCAAAUUGGGAACAAGGGAAUUGCAAAGGCCAUAGGUGACUGGUACUUUGAUCGGGCUGAAGUAAAGGCUAUAGACUGCCCAUAUCCUUGUGACAGGACCUGCCGCAAUCUUGUAUUCAAAAGCGGGAACUAAAUUCAUUACUUCGGUUACUUCUCCAGUGAAGUAAAUUGAAGUAGUAUAUUCAUAUAUGAAGAUCAAAAUCAAUAUAACGAACAGAGAUAAUUGAAGUUUCUCCAUACCGCAAUAUUUGGAUGCCGACAGUGCUCCGCAAUUAUUGAGUGGACAAUUCUUUCAUGGGUACGAUCAGGAUAACGAUAUAGAAAUUAUGAGGAGCUUGUUACAGUAGAUAAUAAGUAAACAGCAACAUAUUCUAUCUUUUUUGUAUGGCUUCAUAGACUAAAUCAAGAAAUAUAUGAAUGCCUCAUUCAUUCUA
Asparagus officinalis (garden asparagus) is the source of this 1679-nucleotide messenger RNA. Its product is annotated as pectin acetylesterase 12-like. Gene Ontology annotation, biological process: cell wall organization. The transcript is spliced from 12 exons. The record is from RefSeq and is a predicted model, not a curated record. Gene Ontology annotation, molecular function: pectin acetylesterase activity. The coding region runs from base 143 to 1378 and encodes 411 amino acids. Lineage: Eukaryota; Viridiplantae; Streptophyta; Magnoliopsida; Asparagales; Asparagaceae. Gene Ontology annotation, cellular component: plant-type cell wall.